Molecule: messenger RNA, 372 nt
Organism: Priceomyces carsonii
Lineage: Eukaryota; Fungi; Ascomycota; Pichiomycetes; Serinales; Debaryomycetaceae
Exons: 1
Coding region: 1-372 (123 amino acids)
Source: RefSeq, a predicted model, not a curated record
AUGAUAGAGAUAGUGAGCAAGCUGUUCAAAAUGGGUGAAAUUUCAAGCAGAGUAAUGAACAUGAAGUUCAUGAGAAACAUAGGUACUGAUUCCGACAUUGUAAAUGAAGAGCGACCUAUAAACGGCAAAGAUGAUUCUGAAUGGGCCUCACCGAUAUCAUCACAGAUCAUGAAAAACAGCAGGAAGCUAAGGUCGGUUCGAUCUAUAGGACAUGCAUCUAUAAAUACAUUAGAUGAUACUGACAAUUUAGAUGAAGCUUAUACUGCGACUCACAUACCUGUGAAAAGAGUCUGGAACAGUACCUCCCAACCCUCAUUAGAUGAUAAACUGUCAGAACAUGACAAGCUAGAAGUAAGUAAGAUAUUAGUUUAA